CCUGCGAUCGGCACAGUAAACCAGCGCCUGCUGGCAAUAAUUUUGGACUACUCCGAUUGCAAUCUACGUGCCUCGAUGGACGAAUCAUCCCUGCGCAAAAUCUUCCUUGGGCCGGAUGGCGACGGCAGAGGCGGCAUCGCGAAACAGCUCACGCAGUGUUCUUACGGAAAAUUUAACCUGAACGCCACGGCGUUCAAGGUAAUUACUGUAAAUAUCUGCGUUUGGGCAGGCCUGGGCAUACUCCCAGGUAGCCAGACCUGGCUGCUCUGGCAUUCUUGGCAGAAUGGCUGGGAGUAUGAGGACUACUCCACCUGCAUGGGCCGUGGUGAUGUCUGCCCCAACGCGCCCGAGCUAGCCUACCUGGGCUGGGCCACACCCGCGGCAUACGGCGACCGCAUUGACUCAGAAGCGCUGCCUGUAGGCUUCGAACUGCCCGCCACCUACCUAUCCCCGGACGGAAACUACCUCCGAGUCGUCCCCGACUGGUUGCCAUCAUACAGCAACAAAUCUGAAGCCAAGAAUCUGUACAUCGGCGUCCGAGUCAACAAGAACGGUGACGCGGCGCUGUCAUCCUUCUACGCAGGCAAAGUGAACAUCCACCAACUCAACGCUACUCUGGACCGUACCAUUUCCUUUGUCAGCACCAUCACACCCCUUAGCCGCGCGAUCUUGAGCACCUACAACCUCGUCGUGUACGGCGGGUCCUGGGUUGGCGGCAAGGAUAUU
Messenger RNA from Volvox carteri f. nagariensis, 726 nucleotides. RefSeq names its product metalloproteinase, extracellular matrix glycoprotein VMP17 (gene vmp17). The record is from RefSeq and is a predicted model, not a curated record. The annotation marks the transcript as partial. The transcript is spliced from 5 exons. NCBI's taxonomy places the organism in Eukaryota, Viridiplantae, Chlorophyta, Chlorophyceae, Chlamydomonadales, Volvocaceae.